Molecule: messenger RNA, 1482 nt
Organism: Pocillopora verrucosa
Lineage: Eukaryota; Metazoa; Cnidaria; Anthozoa; Scleractinia; Pocilloporidae
Source: RefSeq, a predicted model, not a curated record
AUGGAGAUUGGGCCAGCUGGACUGAAGCGUGUCACUGUCCACUUUGAAGACACAGUUCGCCAAGCAGCUUUAUCCCUGAAAGAGCCCCAUGACCUCGAAUCCAGUGACGAAGAAUUAAAACACGGAAAUGAUGAUUACAGCAGCGAAGAUGAGUGGGAUACAGAUUUAGAAACACCGUCCAAAGACGAACAGAGGACUCACAGAACGGCUGAUCUAACAGGGAAAUCAUCGUACUUACGAACGUGUCGCGCGCUCGGAGUUCCACCGGUUUCUGUCGUACUUGACACGAUUCAUACUUCGGAGAUCGCUUUGCCACAUCACGGGUUAGGGCCUAAAGGUGGUAGGGCUCUCGCUAGGGCGCUCGUAAAAAGCACCACUGUUGCGAAACUCGACUUGCAAGAAAACAGCCUGGGCGAGGAAGGAGUGGAUUACUUUGCCAAGAUGUUCUUCGAGAACUGCUACAUAACAUGGGUAAAUCUCUCUGGAAACUCGAUAGGUUCGAACGGUGCUCGAGCAAUGGGGAGCGUCCUCAAGGAAAACCAAGCCCUACAAUGGCUUGAUCUGUCUUUCAACAACUUUGUUGACAAGGACGCGAGACCACUCGCUGAGGGUUUAAAAAGCAGCACAACCCUUAAAUUCCUCAACUUGAGUAGAAACUCAUUUUGCGAGGCAGGCGGAGAGUUAUUAGGUCUAGCCUUGGAGGAAAACAAUAGCAUCACUGAGCUGAAUCUUAGCUGGAAUCAUUUGCGGUUAAGGGGAGCUAUUGCCAUCUGCAAAGUCAUGGCAAAAAAUAGCGCCAUCAAAAUCCUCGAUCUGUCCUGGAAUGGUUUUGCCGACGACGGAGCGGAAGCAAUGGGAAACGCGCUGAAAAAGAAUGACGCGCUUCUUGAACUGGAUCUAAGCCACAACCGCAUAAGUGAAAAAGGUGCGUUUGGAUUAGCUAAGGGUUUGGAAAUAAGCAGAAGACUACGAGUGCUGAAGAUUGGAUUUAAUCCUUUCGGAAACCCUGGAGCAUAUGCUUUCUUAAAAGCAAUCGAAGGAAACCCGAAUUCAGCCUUGGAUGAAAUCCAUCUUGACAACAUUACUUUAAAAGAGAACUUUGAAAUCCUCCUGGCAGAGUUAAUGAAAAACAAGCCCGCCUUACAAGUCACCUAUGCUGUUUCCAUCCAUGACAGAAAAAGAGGCUCCGAAGCCGGUUACCAUGACGACCAAGGCAAUGACACCGGAGGGCGAAUGAAGCAUGAAUUGCUGACAGCAUUGAAGACGUUCCUGUCGGAGAGAAGACUUCGUGCUCUGGACCUUUUCAACUGCUUGGAUAAGGACAAGACACAGAGUGUGUCUCCAAAUGAGAUGUUUAUCGGUCUGAAGAAACUCAGCGUGCCGCUAAGUGACUUACAGUUGAAGAGACUGAUCCGCGUACUCGACAAAGACGGGGACGGAGAGAUCGAUUAUGGAGAGUUCGCCGCAGUCAACGAAAAAUAA